Telopea speciosissima is the source of this 4507-nucleotide messenger RNA. RefSeq names its product nuclear pore complex protein NUP1-like. The coding region runs from base 116 to 4000 and encodes 1294 amino acids. Gene Ontology annotation, cellular component: nuclear envelope. Lineage: Eukaryota; Viridiplantae; Streptophyta; Magnoliopsida; Proteales; Proteaceae. The transcript has 9 exons. The record is from RefSeq and is a predicted model, not a curated record. Gene Ontology annotation, biological process: nuclear membrane organization.
UUCUCUCCGCGGCCGAAAAGAAACCCUAUCAUAGAACGGUGCUCCCUCGGUACUUCUGUCUCUCUGUUUCUUCGUCUGUGUCUGUGUUCGAGCUUGAAAGAUUGAGCUUUCUUUCAUGUCGACCGCGGCGCCAAGGGGUUACGAAGGAGGUGCAGGUGGAAAAUUUCGAAAAAAGCCGUUUCGAAAAGCGACGACACCAUAUGAUCGACCAGUGAUUGCACUCAGGAAUCCUGUGGAAGGAGGGAGCAGCAAUGGAUGGCUUUCCAAGAUUGUCGAUCCAGCUUCUAGAGUCAUCACUAGAAGUGCACAUAAAUUCUUCUCUUCUGUGUUCCGCAAGAGGCUCCCUGCUCCAGAGACGGUUCCAGCAGAGGCAGAACGUGAACCGAGAAAUGUACCUUCAGAAACAGUUUAUGCUUCACAGAAUCCUUUUGGGGUAGAUGAACGGGAACCAGUUGUCAAUGGAAAUGAUAGUCUGAAUAAUCAUUCUGAAAAUAAUGGGUUAGAUGAGCUUGAGCAGAUUCUGAAACAGAAGACAUUUACCAGAGCUGAGAUUGACCAUUUGACACAAGUACUCCGUUCAAGAACUGUUGAUAUUCCUGCUGAGGAUGAGUACAGAAGAUCUGAACCUAGUACGUCACAGCCGCUAGUUGAUAAUCACAAAUUGGAACUUGCAAAUGUUCCAGUGCAAGAAAAUAGAGUGGAUACCCGAAGAUUGCUGGGAGAGGCUUCAGUCCCUGCUGCUAAUUCAAGUGUCCUUGAAAAAGCGAUUGCUUCACCUGCAGAACUUGCAAAAGCCUACAUGGGUAAUAGACCUUCGAAAGUGUCACCAUCAACAUUGGGGUUGCGUAGUCAGGUGCUCAGGGAAGAGUUACCUUCGGUGAGUAAUGUACCAUUUCCAAGGAAAUCAUCUGGUCUGUCACUUGUACCAAGAUCAUCAGUUCGUUUUGCUGGCGUCCCUGGGGUUUCUGAAAAUGGUUAUCAGACACCAAGAUCCCGGGGAAGAUCUGCCAUAUACAGUAUGGUUCGUACACCAUAUUCCAGAAUUCAUUCCGCUGGCAAGGGUAUUGAGACUAUGGAGGAUGGGUAUGUUGGCCAAUCAACCUCUCCAUGGAUAUUGGAGAACGACACACUUUCUAUUGGAAAACAGGUCUCGAAGAGGAGGAGUUCAGUUUUAGACAAUGAUAUUGGAUCUGUUGGUCCCAUACGCAGGAUUCGUCAGAAGACGAAUCUAAUGUCUCUUAAAAGUAGUGGCUUAUUGGUUCCUGAGUCUCUAAUUCCUACUCGUGGAACUGCUUUCAGUCCUGAUGUUGCUAAAGGUUCUGUUUCAUCGACCCAGAAGCCACUUCUGCUGGAAGAAUCCAAGUAUAACAUCCCAAAGAUGAGACUUGCAGAAGAUGGGGAUAAUAGUGUCCCCAGUACAAGUUUUGCUUCUGUUCCUUCUCAGUCGAGUGAGAUGGCCCGGAAAAUUUUGCAGCAGCUUGAUAAGCUGGUGCCUUCUCCAAAAGAGAAAUCAGCUGAGCUCAAGCUAGAUAUUGCUAGGGAGAAAUCACCUGCAAAACUGUCAGUCAGUAUGUUACAUGGAAAAGCUCUUCGGAGUGUGGAGGAAGUGGAUUCAUCAAAGUUGCUGAAUAAUGUACAGAAUACUGGUACUUUGGAUGGUGUUGGUGGAACAUCUUUACGUGUUACUCAAGAUUCUGCCUCUCAAAAGCUAGACAAGGUGGAAGAAAAUGUCCCGUUGAAGAUUGCUGGUUCUGGAAACAAAUUUUCUCUAGAGUCUAAUGGCGCAGAAAGAACUACAUUGAAAAAAGAUUCUGUCCCAAGUUUUAGGACUGCAGAUUCGGCAAUUUCCAACUCUGUCGUGACCCCUCCACAGAGGAAACGGGCCUUCCAGAUGAGCGUAUACGAGGAUUUUCUGGAGCUGGAUGAUGAUUGUUACAGUACCAAAGGUGCACAUACUGCUGGCGUAAAUGAAAUCCUGGAGAAUGCAGCUGUGGAGGAGAGCAAAGCUGUUGCUGCUGAAACAGUUACUGUGGAGAAGCCUCCAGUUUCUGAAGUCAAAACUCCUGCAAGUUUGAUAUUGAACAGAUCCAGUGAUACAGGAGCUUCUGAUGGUCCCAAGGUCAAUGAAAAGAACCCUGGUAUUGCCGUUCCUGUGACAUCCCCCUCAAGCAUAGUUGCUCAACCAGCUACUCUGAGUCAGUUGCCACCGUUGUUUAGUAAUGUAGUUUCAAUGAAAGAGACAACUGUUCCGGUAUUCAACUUUGGAUCUAAAGGUGUUGACAACGCUCCACCUUUUACAUUUUCCUCAACAUCCAGUUUCAGUGAAGCAUCGGGCCUGAAAUCUGGUGCUCAGACAAUCUUGAAGCUAGAGGCAUUGAGCAGCCCUGCCACAAUUGCUGAAUCAGCAACAGAAACUAUGACCAAAGCUGCAGAGUCAGAUAAAGAUGGUGAAGAAAAUGCUCUGAGGACCGGAGAUUUGUCCGGAAAACAUGAAAAUGCCACUUUUGCAGGUGCAACAUCAACCACUUCAGGCAUAUUCUCUUUUAACAGUUCUUCGAACAAUUCUAAUCUGAGCAAUGGUUCAGUUGCACCAUCACCUUCGUUAUUCUCAGUCCCUGCCUCUCCUUCACUGCCAAGUUCCACUGGUUCUGCAAAUGUGAUUUUCACCAGUGGUCCUACCACCGCUGCUGUCACCACCACCAGCAGCCUGUCUUCCUCAGCUGCGGCCCCAGCAUUUUCUUCAGCAGCCAUAUUCCAGUUUGGAUCCAGUACUACUGUGGCAGUAGCUCCAUCAAGUUCAAUGUCACAGCCAUCAACAGCUUCUGGUGCAGAGUCAACAGAUUUGGAACAAAAGUCCAAGACAGCUCCCCCCUUUGGCAAUCUAAGCCACUCUCCUUUUGGUGCCACCUCUUCUCCACUUACAAGCACAGGCAGUGGCAUCUUUGGGUUCACCAGUGUAGCCCCUGCAAGUACUACAAAUUCCUCUUCAUCUGCAAAUAAUCUUUCUAAUGCUUUUGGUGCUGGCACUGGAGCUGUGUAUGGUUCUCAGACAGCUUCCGGAACUGGUAGUUCACCCUUUACUCAGAGCAUUUCAAGCCAGUUCGGCUCAUCCACCCCUUCUCCCACAUUUGGCCUGAGUUCAUCUUCUACUUUCACCACUGGUAGUUCUAUGUUUGGUUCUUCAGCCCCUGCUUCUAAACAGUUUAGUUCCGGUUCUGGUUUUGCACAGAAAUCUUCGACUACCUUCUCUACUGGGUCUAAUCCUUUUAGCUCUGCUAGUGGUGCUGCCAAUUUAUUUAGUUCUGGUUCACAGCCGGCAUCAUCGAUGUUCAGUCCAGCUAUUAGCUCUGCUCCAACGACAGGGUUUUCGUUUGGAGGGGCGUCAACCUCUGGUGUUGCUAAUGGUAGUGCAUCAUCCCCAGCAACAGGGCUUUCUUUUGGUGUAUCCUCGACUGCUGGUGCUGCUAGUGCAUCAACUUUGGCGACAGGGUUUUCAUUUGGAGGACCCUCAACUGCUGGUGCUGCUACUGGUAGUGCACCAAUGGUAUUUGGCUCAGGUAAUGGUGUCUCAUCAGGGCCAUUUUUCUCAUUCACAUCUUCUUCUGCAGCCUCCUCUUCUGCCACUCUUGCCUCAUCACAACCUGUAUUUGGUGCACCAAAUCCAAGCAUCCCAUUUUCAUCAUCUCCCACUAACGACCAGAUGAGCAUGGAAGAUAGCAUGGCGGAGGACACAAUACAGGCAUCUACGCCUGCUGUUCCUACAUUCGGCCAGCCAGCUGCUACCCCGUCACCUGGUUUCAUGUUUAAUUCUGCUCCAUCAGGAACUCCAUUCCAGUUUGGUGCCCAACAGAAUCCUGUUGCUCCGCAGAACUCAUCUCCAUUUCAGGCUCCUAGUAAUUUCGAUUUUGCUGCUGGUGGAAGCUUCUCAUUGGGAACAACUGGAGACAAGUCUACUCGGAAAUUCAUCAGACCAAAAAGAGAUAAGAUGCGGAAAAAGUAGACCUUGGGUUCUCCAUUCACUAAUCUGGAUUUAUUAGUGAUUUGGGAGCAACAGCCUGAUCAUCUCACGUGCAAGAUGAGCAACUAGCAGAGGCUGUGCCUGAUGCCCCUCGGAUUUCUUGGUACUGAUGGUAAAUCUGCCACUCCCAAACCUGGAAAUCUGGUGGUCUGUACUUGGUCAUUUUCCAAUGCGGGCCUAUAAUGUUUUAAUUUUGGGUUAAGCCCUUGUAGUGAUACCAAUGAAUGGUUGCAGUCGAUCUUAGUUACUUUCUAGGUUUCAGGUUGAGCACCGAUGGUCAUGCUUUGUGUACGUUGUUGUGUAACAUAGGGAGGAGAAAUGCGUAUGGAUCUGUGAAGAAGGCAGUUGUCUGUCAGUUGCCCUCCAUAUAUUCACUCCUUCCAAUUUUAUUGAUGUUUGUAAUCUGUUGUGUUGGAAAUCUUUAAUAAUCCUUCUCUAGUAUCGGCUGAGGUGAUUUACCAAUGGAAUAUAAUGAGGUUAUAAGCUUGA